AUGAAGAAGAUGCGCAACCUCAGCCUCAACAACAACGGUGUUGACCUGGAGCAGGGCAUCGGACCCAACCCGCGUCGAGCUCACAAGUCUUGGCAGUAUGGUCGUCCGAUUCGCCGCUACGACCAUUACUGCAAAUGGCUGAACAAUGUCAUUGGCCCAUGCCCCAGCCUUCAGGAAUUAGGGUUCAGCGAUUAA
Symbiodinium natans is the source of this 195-nucleotide messenger RNA. The record is from the annotation of a GenBank genome assembly. Lineage: Eukaryota; Dinophyceae; Suessiales; Symbiodiniaceae.